AUGUGGAAAAAGCAGAGUGUGACAAACUCAAGGGUCAUUUUCCAGGAAAAACUGCAGCAGGACCUCUGCAACGCAGGAAUUUCUUUCUUAUUUUGUUUUGAAGAUGCUCAGGUUCAUGAUCUUCUGUUACGUUUGGUUCCAGAUCCCUGAUGUGAUCGAUGGUGCAGAAAACUCCACAGGUCUUCAGGCCGGGAGCUUUGGUUACGUGGCUGGUCUCUCUCCAUCAACAGUGAUCCGGUUCUCGGCCCUGGAGGACCACCACCUGUGCCUGCCAUGUGGAUGCUCCGCUGGUUCAAACGUGAUCUGGACUUAUCAGAACAGGAAGGUCCUGGUGACCCGGCAGAGCAGUCACCAGACCAAUCAGGACCUUGAGCGUUAUAUCCUAAAGGACGAUGGUGGUCUCUGCAUCCUGAAGCUGGAAGACUCAGACAGCGGCGAAUAUCAGUGCAACCAGCGGCUGGUGGCCGAGCUGCAGGUGCUCACAGGCCGGACGCUUCUGCUGCCUUGCAGAGGCUCCUCUAAGCUUCGACACAGGUGGUUUAGACAACGAAAAGGACAGAAGGAGGAGAUCAUCUUCACCCGUUUCAGAAAUGGUACAGAGAAGGCAGAAAUAGACGGGAGCCGGCUCAGCUACAUUUCCGACGCUCUGCAGAUCAAAGACCUGCAGCCAGAGGAUGCUGGAGAAUAUCUCUGCAACAGAAUACCGCAGGCAAAACUCACUGUCCUGGAAGAAAACCCUGAGCCAACCAGCGUCCGAUCAUCCACUAGUAUAACGACAGCGUCCGGUGUGUCAAAGACAGAUGUGUUUCAAACAGAGGACGUGCCAGAGAACAGACCUAAGAAUGCUCUGCUGCUGGUCGCUGUCAUUGGUUUGGGAUUGAUGAUCGUCCUGGUAGCUCUCGUCUGUAUUUUCCUCACCAGCAUGAAGUGCAGAAAGAAGAAGGGACACAGAUACGAAGCAAAAAGACGAGAAGACACAGAGCUGCAGCUGUGGAUGACUUAUAACGCCCAAACUGAGUAUGAGGUGUUUGAACGUCCGUCCCUGCCAGAUGAGACCAUUCACUACGCCUCUCUGGGUCGACAGAGCUGGAGCCAGAGAUCCAGCUGCUCUCCACCAGAUCAGAGCGGCAGUAACGUUGUUUAUUCUUCAGUCAUCACCAGACCUGCCCCUAAACACACUUUCUCCUGAGUCCAGUUUAUUUCUGCCAUUCUUUGUCAAGCAACACUUAGCUGUCGUUGUUCCACAUGGACCGUCUCCCUGUUUUGUCUUAAUUACACGAUCAGCUCUAAGUCUGAGCAUUUUGAUUCAAGUGUACAGCUGUUACCACAGAAAACACACAGACAUUAGCGGCUAUGCAUCUCCUUGUGUCUUUGUAAAAAUCAGCUCAAACUGUUCAAUGUUAUGUCACUUUAUUUGUUUUUUUUGCAUGUUUCAUAGUAGGCACUGAAUUCACCAUCACAUUUAUAUCUAUGAAAAAGUCACAUUUAAAAAGGUUGCUGAAAAUCAGCAUCUUUCCACAAAGAUAGC
Messenger RNA from Fundulus heteroclitus (mummichog), 1528 nucleotides. RefSeq lists its product as uncharacterized. The record is from RefSeq and is a predicted model, not a curated record. The coding region runs from base 104 to 1189 and encodes 361 amino acids. The transcript has 8 exons. Lineage: Eukaryota; Metazoa; Chordata; Actinopteri; Cyprinodontiformes; Fundulidae.